Molecule: messenger RNA, 921 nt
Organism: Emys orbicularis (European pond turtle)
Lineage: Eukaryota; Metazoa; Chordata; Testudines; Emydidae
Gene: C1QTNF1
Product: C1q and TNF related 1
Exons: 4
Coding region: 1-921 (306 amino acids)
Molecular function (GO): protein binding
Source: RefSeq, a predicted model, not a curated record
AUGGGCAGCAGCCCGAGGAAGGCUUGGCUAAGCACUGCAGGAUCUGGCUCCAGUGUUAGCCCCACCUUCUCCCACCCCAGCAGGAUGGAGGGGCCCUGGGCACUGAGCUUCCUGCUGCUGGCCUGCCUGCUGCUGCCCGACUCCACGCUGAGCCAGCCCAGCCACCCCGAGGAGGAGCAGGGAGAGGCAACGCGGGCACCGUCCCACCGCCACGCUGCCAGGGCCGAACGGGACCACGAGAAAUAUCAUCGCAACCUGGACAAGCAGCCUCCCCGCUCCCAGUGCGUGCGCUGCUGCGACCCCCCCACGCACUCCUCUGCCUACCCCAUGUACCAGCCCCUGCCCCACAUCAACAUCACCAUCCUAAAAGGUGAGAAAGGAGACAGGGGCGAGCGAGGCCUGCAGGGAAAGUUUGGCAAAGCCGGAUCGGCAGGCAGCAGGGGCCACACGGGGCCCAAGGGCCAGAAGGGGAGCAUCGGGGCCAUGGGGGAGGCAUGCAAAAGUCACUACGCCGCGUUCUCCGUGGGCCGCAAGAAGGCUCUGCACAGCAACGACUACUACCAGACGCUGCUCUUCGACACCGAGUUUGUCAACCUCUACGACCACUUCAACAUGUUCACGGGCAAGUUCUACUGCUACGUGCCCGGCAUCUACUACUUUGCGCUCAACGUGCACACCUGGAACCAGAAGGAGACCUACCUGCACAUGGUGAAGAACGGGGUCGAGGUGGUGAUCCUCUAUGCCCAGCAGAGCGACCGGAGCAUCAUGCAGAGUCAGAGCGUCAUGCUGGAGCUGCAGGAGCAGGACGAGGUCUGGGUGCGUCUCUUCAAGGGCGAGCGGGAGAACGCCGUCUUCAGCGACGAGUACGACACCUACGUCACCUUCAGCGGCUACCUGAUCAAGCACAGCGGGGAGCUGUGA